Messenger RNA from Bacidia gigantensis, 1968 nucleotides. RefSeq lists its product as uncharacterized. Gene Ontology annotation, cellular component: U4/U6 x U5 tri-snRNP complex. The record is from RefSeq and is a predicted model, not a curated record. Gene Ontology annotation, biological process: maturation of 5S rRNA; mRNA cis splicing, via spliceosome. The transcript is spliced from 2 exons. Bases 1 to 1968 code for a protein of 655 amino acids. Lineage: Eukaryota; Fungi; Ascomycota; Lecanoromycetes; Lecanorales; Ramalinaceae.
AUGGCCGACUUGGCGAUUGAAGAGACCAACAGGAUCAGGGCAUCCUUAGGGAUGAAGCCUCUUCCGGUCCCUGGAGGUAGAGGACCUACUUUCAAGGCAGAGAAUGGUGACUCUUCCUCAGGAUCAGAGGAGGAGCAAGGGAGCACUUUGGAGUCAAGACAAGCACAAGGGUACGAGAACUGGAACGCCCUACAAGAAGAAGCUGCUGCUAAACGAAAACGUGAAGCUAAAGCGGAGGCUAUCAAAAAAGCCCGUGAUGCUGCCCAAAGAUUUGCAAAGGUAGAAGGAAAAGGCUUAGCUGAAAAGGACGAGGCGGACAACCUGGACACCAAAACAUGGUUAUUACAACAAAAGAAGCGUAGGAAGAGAAUCGAGAAGGAUCGAGAAAAGGCUGAAAAGCUCGCAAAAGAGCUAGCAGAGCGAGAGGCCGAGGCAGAACAUACGGCAGCUGACCUCUCGGGUGUGAACGUCGCUCACGCAUUGGAGGAUUUCAAUGAAGAUGGCGGACAGAUAUUGACCCUUAAAGACGCUACCAUUGAUCAGAAUGAGGAGGAGGGCGAUGAACUUGAGAACAUGGCCUUGAAGGAACGCGAGGCUUUGGAUGAUAAAUUGAGUCUGAAGAAGAAACGACCUGUAUAUGACCCACAUGCUGAAGUAGAGGAUGGUGGAACGACAGUCCUAAAACAGUACGACGAAACAAUCGAAGGCAAAAAGCGCAAGAGAUUCCAGCUGGACGCGCAAGGCAUCUCCAUGGAGGAUAAUAAAGCCCUAAAGCAAGCAGUUGAAGAGCGUUCAAAGAAACAGGCAAUCAGUCAGGAAGUCCAAAAAAAGAAGGCAAGAUCGACACGGCAGAAAGAAGCAGACGAGGACGAUAUAUUCCCUGUUGGGGAGGUCAAUGAUGAAAAACCGAGUGGCAAUCCUAUGGACAUAGAUGCUGUCAAUGGACAGGCGAUGGUGGGGAGAGUAAAAGGCUCAAUGAACAAUUCUUUUGUUGAUGAUGAAGACCUCCAAGCAUCUCUGGCUAUUCAACGACGAGCUGCACUCAAGAAACGCAAAAAGGCGGCUCCCGAAGAUAUUGCUCGUAGCUUGAAAGAGGAGGCAUCAGCAACUUUGGGGGAUAACGAAGACGAUGUGACAGCUGAAGAAGCAGGUCUCGUCAUUGACGAAACAAGCGAAUUUGUUGCAAAUCUACAAAGGAGUAAGGAUCAAGAAGCCGAGAAGCCUCACCGGACUAAAGCACGAAGUACAACACCGCAGCUAAAAGAAGAGCCGCCAGACGAUGAAGAUGUUCAGAUGAAUAGUCCACCCGUGGAAAGCGACGAGGACCACCUAGAAAAGCGCCUCAAACGCGACUCAUUCACUCCUGAAAAGGAUGAUAUAUCAGCCGCUGGUCUUGGAGACGAAACUACGAUCAGCCAAGGUCUGGGAGCCACACUGUCAAUGCUUACGCAGCGUGGUUUACUCAAGCCCCAGGAGAAAGACGGGGAUCUCGUGGCACUCCAGCGUGAUAGGCACCACUUCCUUGCUGACAAACGACGACGAGAAGGGGAUCUUGAGCGCAAGGCUCGUCUCCAGCGUGAAAGAGAUCGUGCUUCCGGCAGAUUGGAUCAUAUGUCAGCGAAGGAACGCGAAGAAUAUGCCCGCCACGAGAAUAAACAGCGCGACCAGAUCGAGUCUCGUGUCAUGAGCGAUAUCUUCACCAAAGAAUACAGACCAAAUGUUGACCUAAAGUAUAUGGAUGAACAUGGGCGGCACAUGAGUCAAAAGGAGGCUUUCAAGCACCUUAGCCAUCAAUUCCAUGGAAAAGGCAGUGGAAAGCAAAAGACCGAGAAGCAUCUAAAGCGCGUCGAUGGCGAAAAGAAGCGGGAGGCCCAGAGUCUACUGGACACGAGCCAAGCAACAGGAAUGAACAACGCAGCCGGUUUGACAUCCAAAAAGAACAGGCAGGCAGGGGUACGUCUAGCUUAG